Molecule: messenger RNA, 2637 nt
Organism: Mya arenaria
Lineage: Eukaryota; Metazoa; Mollusca; Bivalvia; Myida; Myidae
Exons: 2
Coding region: 116-919 (267 amino acids)
Source: RefSeq, a predicted model, not a curated record
UUCACACAGUGUUAAAUUUAUACUUUCGUAAAUCAUUAUAGACCUGCUUAAUGUUCUACUGUACAUCUGUCGAAGAUAAUUAUACGACAACUUACGGAACGAUUAGCGAAAAAGAAUGAUAACAUUAGGAAACAAACAUAUAGUCAUUUCAUUGGCAGCCGUUUGCUUUGCGCGGGAGCCUGAAUGUUCGCGGUUUCAUUACGAGGAAAAGUUGUUAGAAAAAGCGAUCAGAUCGGAAAUCAGAAUGGAAGCGUUUGGUGAUUCAUUGAAAGAGGCAACUAGCUCCAUGGAUGUACAAAGGCAACAGAUUACAGAACUAACAAAUGCAAUGCAAAAGCAACAGGAGAAAAUUGAAUCACUGAAGACCGGGGAAGUAAAGAGCAGCGGUUUAUUCACGCGAUGGGGUCGGCGGUCAUGCCCUGGAAGCACGGAGCUGGUGUACGAAGGGUUUGCUGGCGGCGGUCAUUACAAUGAAAAAGGAGCGAGCAGUAAUUACAUUUGUCUGCCGCACGACCCAAUCUAUGACGACGAUGGACGGAAUGCGGGUUCCGUUAGCAAGGUUUACGGUGCUGAGUAUCAAACAAGUUCUGCAACGUUUCAUACGAGUUUACACGACGAAGACGUUCCGUGUGCCGUCUGCCGCGUUGUUGGAAGAAACGUUGUCAUGAUUCCAGCAAGGAAUGCCUGUUAUAGCGGAUGGCAUACCGAGUACUCUGGAUAUUUGAUGUCGGAGCAUUAUAGUCAUUUUGGGAACAAGGAACUCGUUUGCAUGGACGGAAUUCCUGAAAAGGCGGAAGGAAGUAAUGCUGGUAACCAAGAUGGUGCUUUGCUUUUCUUUGUUCAGGCUAUUUGUGGUUCUUUAAAAUGUCCCCCAUAUAGCGAGAACAAGGCGUUAAUAUGUGUGGUGUGUUCGAAAUAGAUGUAAGAACAUUUUAUUUAUUUAUCGAAAACAACCUACAUUUAUAUAAGCACGAUCCUGUAUUUAAGAAUCUUGUGGACACAAAAUUCAACUUUUGACAUUAAAACAUGUUUUAAGAACAAGUAGAUAUGCAAAUAAAAACCCACCAAUGUUCCAAUAAAAGUAAUUAAUUUCCAUUUUGGUCUUGGUUAUUAAAUGACUUUAAAGUUAAUUUGUUCAGACCAGAUGUCUUUUUUUUUCGAAUAAUUUUGUGCCAAUCAUACCUAGGUGAGUGAAUGUUGCACAAUUUAUUCCAUGAUAAGGAUUCUUGUCUUUGUCAAUACUCAAUACUGACAGUGAAAAAUACACAUACACGUUUAAUAUAUAUUGUUGAUGAAACUAUUAACUUGAAUAGUGGUGUUUAUUUUUUUCUACUAUAAGUUUCACCUUGUAAUAUAGUGAUUUUUUAAUUUAGUAUCCUUUCAUUGUAAAUAGUGUAUUUUAAUCAUGCCAAUUUCAAGACAUUUUGGGAAAUAUAAGUGUUUUGUUUCAUAAAAUUCUCCAGAGUCUCUAUCGGUCUGUUCAGUGGAAACACGCGAUUGUUAAAAUUAUUGCAAACACUUUUAAAGAACGCGCGAACGUAUUAUUCUCACAACAAACUGGUAGUAAGUGUGCGCUGCAGUCUAACUAAUUUUGUGUCCCGAACCAUCUAGGUUUUAAUCUUGGUCAAUCUGGUUUCUUUACAUUUAAGAUCGAAUGUCCACAUCAUCGCUUAUUGGACUUGCCAGCAAGUCUUUUCCUGCUCUGCACGAAUCCUGUUACAAGCUCUUGAUUUUAAGACUGUGUUUGUUCUUAAUUAUAGCCGCGUCUUUUAUGACACAUUGUUGUCUUAUCAAGAUUUAUGUCGCAGUAUGAUCUUUGUAAUCAUACGCGGUAAUUACCGUGACAAGCCCGGAAGCCAAGGCACAAGGCUAAUGUCAAACAUCUAAGUUUUUUAAGACAAUUUGUAUUGCCAUUUAAGUAUAUUAAUCAAAUGUCUACCGGAAUAUGCUGCUUCGAGAUGUAUAUUGGAGAUUGAACAAGUCCCCACUUGUCAUUUAUGUUUGUAUUUACUGAACAAAUGCAUAACAUUAUGAACAUUAAGAAUAUUGUAGCCCUCAUUUGUAACAUAAAAUGUACGAAACAUUAAAUAAGUUGUGCAUGCAUGAUAACAUGUUAAUACUUCUAUGUUGAAAACAAAAUGUUUGUACAUUUUGCUUUGUCAAUUUAUUUUUGUAUUAAAUUAUGUGGAACUUAUUGUGGUUCGAUUUCCAUUCUUAUUUUCAGGAAUUUUAAGUAAGUGUUUUAUCUAGAUAAAGUAUCUCUAUAUUACAUGCUUAGAAUAAACACAUUCAUUGAAAUAUUUAUAAACGUCCUUGUGUUCCUGUCAUUUCACACCAAAGUGCGUAACCUUUCGUGUCUGUUGUUUUUGCAAUACCUUGUUGAGAUAACACCAUAAAUCUUGACAAACUUGACAUUCUAGUUGAAGUGUAAUGAAGUGAUUUAUAUAUCACAGUGGCAGAGGGGACAUAAUGCUUUAUUGUUUAACACUUAAAUAAACAUUUAUGUGUGGGUUAAAAUCGAGUUAUAAACGGCUUUUAAAUAUACUCAUGCUGUAUAUUGUUUCCAGUUUUAUAUAACUAUCACUUAUUUUUGUACGUGUGUACUGUAACAAUGCCUUACUUAUAUUAGUCAGGACA